This is a messenger RNA of Quercus lobata, 3282 nucleotides long. RefSeq names its product putative disease resistance protein RGA4. Gene Ontology annotation, molecular function: ADP binding; protein binding. The transcript has a single exon. Bases 1 to 3282 code for a protein of 1093 amino acids. NCBI's taxonomy places the organism in Eukaryota, Viridiplantae, Streptophyta, Magnoliopsida, Fagales, Fagaceae. The record is from RefSeq and is a predicted model, not a curated record.
AUGGCCGAAGGAGUUCUUUUCGAAGUUGCUAAGGGAAUGAUUGAGAAAGCCAGCAACCUUGCAAUCCAGGAGAUUGGACUACUAUGGGGUCUCAAAGACGAGAUUGAAAGGCUCAAAGACACAAUUUUGACAAUCAGUGCUGUGCUUCUGGAUGCUGAGGAGCAGCAGCAGCACAACAAUCAAGUCAAAGUGUGGUUGAAAAGGCUGAAGGAUGCCAUUUAUGAUGCAGACAACUUGUUGGAUGACAUCUCCACUGAAGCUUUACGACGGGAGGUAAUGACACGAAAUAAGAAGGCAAAAGAGGUACGCAUUUUCUUUUCCAAAUCGAACCAGCUUGCAUAUGGUUUUAAAAUGGGUCAUAAGGUUAAGGCAAUGAGGGAUAGGCUAGAUGGCAUAAAAAAGGAUAGGGAGUUCCACUUAGAGGAACAUCCUGUAGAGACACAAGUGAGGGGUUAUAGGAUGAGAGAAACUCAUUCUUUUGUACCUACUGAAAAAGUCAUUGGGAGAGACAAUGAUAAGAAAGAUAUUAUAAGAAUUCUUUUGGAUCCCAAUGUUAAGGAGAGUGUUUUGGUCCUUCCGAUAGUAGGACUUGGAGGACUAGGAAAGACUACCUUAGCUCAACUUGUAUUCAAUGAUGAAAAAAUCCGAAAUCAUUUUGAGCAAAAGCUUUGGGUGUGUGUCUCUGAUGACUUUGAAGUAAAAGUAAUUGUUAAAAAAAUUUUAGAGUGCGCAAAAAAUAUGAAACAAGAAAAUCUUGAAAUGAACCCAUUGAUUAAUGAUCUUAAGAAAGAAAUUGAUGGAAAGAGAUACCUACUUGUGUUGGAUGAUGUAUGGAAUGAGGAUCCUCAUAAAUGGCUUAGCCUAAAAGAUCUUUUAAUGGGCGGAGCAAGAGAUAGUAGAAUAAUAGUGACAACACGCAGUAAUAAAGUUGCAAAGAUUACACAAACGGUUCCACCAUACGUGUUAAAGGGUUUAGAUGAAAAAGAGUCUUGGUUUUUAUUUAAACAAAUGGCAUUUGAAAAUGGACAAGAUGCAGAGAAACCAAUCUUUAAGGAAGUUGGAAAUGAAAUCCUUGAAAAAUGUAGAGGAGUCCCUCUUGCCAUAAGGACUAUAGGAAGUUUAUUAUAUUUUAAAAACACAGAAAAAGAAUGGAUGUCUUUUAAUAAUAAUGAACUUUCACAAGUGGCUCAAAAAGAAGAUGAUAUCCUACCAACACUUAAAUUGAGUUAUGAUCAUCUUCCGUCGUAUUUGAAGCAAUGCUUUGCUUAUUGUUGUUUAUUUCCGAAGGAUUUUCGAAUUCAUAAACCAACAUUGAUUAAAAUGUGGAUGGCACAAGGGUUCAUUAGGUCUUCAAAUCAAAACCAAUGCCUAGAAGAUAUUGGUCAUGACUAUUUUAUGGAAUUACUUUGGAGAUCAUUUUUUCAGGAAGUUGAAGAAGAUAUGUGGGGAAAUAUAUCACGAUUCAAAGUACAUGACCUUAUGCAUGACCUUGCGAAAUCAGUAGCAGCAAAUGAUAGCGCCACUUUUUAUUCAAAAGAGGAAGAUAUUCAUCAGAAAACUCUCCACGUGUCAUUUGAUAGAAUGUUUCUCUCAUCAUUGGAAAUUCCAAUCUCAUUGUAUAAAGCAAGUAGGAUAAGAACAUUUCAUUUGCCAACUCAAUCAUACUAUCAAGAAACAAAAUUGGGUAAGUCAACUUGUAAUGCAAUUAUUUCAAGUUUGAAGUUCAUACGCUUGUUGGAUCUAAAUACAACGGGGAUUGAAACAAUUCCAAGUUCUAUCGGGAAGUUGAAGCAUUUAAGGUAUCUCGAUGUAUCUUAUAAUCCCAUCAAGAUGCUUCCUAGUUCCAUCACAAGAUUAUAUAAUUUGCAAACAUUGAGACUCUUUGGAUGUAAAAUUAAAGAAUUGCCUAGAGGUAUGAGCAAAUUAGUCAACCUCACAUAUAUUGAUGGGGAAUUGAAUUUGACUCACAUGCCAUGUGGACUGGGACAAUUAACUAAGCUUCAAACAUUUUCACUAUCUGUGAUGAGUCGGAAGAGUAGGCGCCACAAGUUGAGAGGAACACUAGAGAUUGUGCGAUUGAUACGUGGGAAAGAAGAUGCAUCAGAAUCUGAGGAUUCAAAUAUGAAAGUGAGAGUACAUCUUCAAGACUUGAAGUUUUCAUGGAUAAAAGAAAAUGACGUGGAUGCGUCCAACGUUGGGUAUGAUGAAGAGUCACUUGAAGCCUUGCUCCCACAUGGCCGACCUUCAAAUCUUCAAGAAUUGGAUUUAAUUAGAUACGGGGGAGUGAAAUUUCCAAGUGCGAUUUCUUCGCUUUCAAAUCUCGUAAAUUUGUCCUUACUUGCCUGUAACAAAUGCCAACAUCUUCCACCGUUGGAUCACUUUCAUUCUCUCAAAACUCUCUCUCUUUGGCAAAUGAAUGAUUUGGAGUACAUAUCAGAGAGAGAAAACAACGGGGAGUUCUCUGAUUCUUCAUUCCUCCCAUCUCUAGAGCAACUCACAAUUAGAAUUUGCCCUAAUCUAAAAGGAUGGUGGCAACGACAGAGGGAUUCUGUUGAGGAGUUCCAUGAUCAUUCACUGCCUUCAUUUCCUCAUCUUUCCGACUUACAAAUUUGGAAAUGCCCUAAGCUGAUAUCCUUACCUCUCUUUCCAUAUCUCGAAAAGCUAGAGCUGUAUAAAUGUAGCUUGAAGCCAUUGGAGCAAACACUGAGAAUGGAGGUGAUAAACACGGCAACCCCAAAGAACCUAACAUCAAUAGCAGCAACAUCAACCUCUUCUUCUUCUACACUUGCCGCUUCCUCGUCUAUCCCUCUCUCCAAAUUGAAGUCCAUGGAAAUUAGGGAUAUGGAGGAAACUCUGCCCAAGGAGUUGAUGUGCAACCUCAUUUCUCUCCAAGAUUUAAAGAUAUAUAAUUGUUGUGGUCCUCUCCCUCUCUCUCGACAUCUCACUGCCCUUCAGAAUUUGACAGUUUGGGGUUCUGAAGAGGUUGAUUUAACAAACGAUGGAGAUGAGAUGGAAUGGCAUGGCCUUCAGAGCCUUCGCAGCCUAGAGUUCCACAAUUUGGCAACUCUACCGGUGGGGAUUCAACAUCUCACCUCUUUGCAAAGCCUCGAGAUUGCCCGUUGUCCAAGUUUGUCGGCUAUACCGGAGUGGAUCCGUAACCUUACCUCUUUGCAGACACUGCGAAUUUGGAGAUGUCCCAUCUUAUCGAAAAGAUGCGAAAGGGAAGCGGGUGAAGAUUGGAGCAAGAUUGAGCACAUCCCAGACUUACGUAUAGACAGGUAG